AUGGAGUGCAACGGAGGCGUCCACAACGUCACACAAGACGAUGUCUUGCUCAUAGCUCAGCCACAUACCAGCAGCGAGACCAUCAUGACGACAGUGGUGCUGCCAUUGAUUGCCGUUCUCGGGGUACUAUCCAACGGGGCUUUCAUCUUCGUUGUGUCCAGACUACCUCACAUGAGAACGCCUACCAACUACUACCUGGUCAGUCUAGCCGUGGCUGAUAUAAUGGACGUGUGCGCUGGGGUAGGGGACAAACUGUUGCUGUUCCUGUCCUCCCCCAUCUCGCCUGACGAAGCCGGGUACGGAGGCCCCGCUGGCUGCAUGCUGGCCAACUUCAUCACCAACACCUCCUACUUCACCACCCUUUUCCUGAUCACCUUGGUGUCCCUGGAGAAAUUCUACGCCGUCUGCCACCCGAUGCGGGUAGCCCGCGGCCAGGCCGGCCGCAGGGCGGUCCGGGCCAUUACCUGUGCCGGCAUGGUAGCCGUAUUGCUUUCCCUGACUUUCCUACCCACCUGCGGAGUGAAGAUCGAGUUCUGCUUGCAGUGGCCGCAAGGGAGCGACCACGCCAGCUCUCCGUCCACCGUCAUCACAUACAGUCCCCCGUACGAUUGGAUGUCUACCUACACCCGCCUGUGCCGAACCUUCCCCUUCUUUGCGACCCUGGUUGCGAAUUUCGUCUUUUACAUCCGGAUCAUACGCGCCCUCGGACGACAGGUUGCCGCAAUGGAGUCGCACGGUCAGGCGAACGUCGGAGCUGGUCCGCACGCACGUAACAUGGUGGCCCGCAUGCUGGUCGUGACUGGUACGGCAUACUUCGUACUCCUUGCUCCCUUAGAGGUGACCCAGCUCUGCUUCCUGAUCGGUUAUUUCCGUGGACACGUGUACGUACUGGACGAACACCAGGCUUCUAUUCUGUUCCAAGUUGUCCGCAUCCUCUCCUACAUCAACUCCGCUAGCAAUCCUUUCAUUUACGGCGUCAUUAAUCGGAAGUACAGGGAAGCGUAUAAAUUGGCGUUAAGGUGCAAACAGCAGUAA
Molecule: messenger RNA, 1035 nt
Organism: Patiria miniata (bat star)
Lineage: Eukaryota; Metazoa; Echinodermata; Asteroidea; Valvatida; Asterinidae
Product: neuromedin-U receptor 2-like
Exons: 1
Coding region: 1-1035 (344 amino acids)
Biological process (GO): G protein-coupled receptor signaling pathway
Cellular component (GO): plasma membrane
Molecular function (GO): G protein-coupled receptor activity
Source: RefSeq, a predicted model, not a curated record